GCGGUUGCGCGGUGCUUGUUGGUGCUGCCGCCGCUGGAGGAGCUGGUGCGGGGAGGCCCCAGGCCCCGGUGCCUGCCCGCCGCUCGCUGCCGCCGCCGGUCCCGCCGAGGGCGGGGAGAUGCAGCCCCCGGGCCCUCAGCAGCCGCCGCUCUACGCGCCCAGCAACGGGGACUUCACGUUUGUCUCGUCGGCAGACGCCGAAGAUCUUAGUGGCUCCAUAGCAACUCCAGAUGUUAAGCUGAAUCUUGGAGGAGAAUUCAUCAAAGAAUCUACUGCAACUACAUUCCUAAGACAGAGAGGUUAUGGCUGGCUUCUAGAAGUAGAAGAUGAUGACCCAGAAGAUAACAAGCCACUCCUGGAAGAACUCGACAUUGAUCUGAAAGAUAUUUACUACAAAAUUCGAUGUGUGUUGAUGCCUAUGCCAUCUCUUGGUUUUAAUAGGCAGGUAGUGAGAGACAACCCGGAUUUUUGGGGUCCUCUGGCAGUUGUCCUCUUCUUCUCAAUGAUUUCAUUAUAUGGACAAUUUAAGGUUGUUUCCUGGAUUAUAACUAUUUGGAUAUUUGGAUCCUUGACAAUUUUUUUACUGGCCAGGGUUCUUGGAGGAGAAGUUGCUUAUGGCCAAGUUCUUGGUGUGAUAGGAUAUUCCCUACUUCCCCUCAUUGUCAUAGCACCUGUACUUUUGGUGGUUGGAUCGUUUGAAGUUGUUUCUACCCUCAUAAAAUUGUUUGGAGUCUUUUGGGCUGCAUACAGUGCUGCAUCAUUACUAGUUGGAGAAGAAUUCAAGACCAAGAAACCCCUUCUAAUUUAUCCAAUCUUUUUAUUAUACAUUUAUUUUCUGUCCUUGUACACUGGGGUGUGAUCUAGUGCAAGGUGUGGCCAGAAACCAUAUUUUAUUCACUUGCAGACUGAUAAUGCGUAAGAUUAAAGGGGCUGGAGAAUAAUACAAGUGACUGUUUUGUAUCCAGUUGUCAAGAUGUUUUAAGAUUGAAGAGCAUAUUUGUGUAUAUUAUUUAAUGAAACAAUUGUAGCUAUAUAGAUUUGUAUCAAAGUUCUAGGUUUGUUUAAGACUCUUUAGAUUUUAAUGAACAAAAUAAAAGAACCUUGUGUUUUAUAAGAAAGCGUAGCAAAAACACAACUCAAUACCUGUGCCAAAAGCACUAGGACCAGAUUACUAUAUUGGAGGAGAAAAGUGAGAACUGUAACAAUCUCCAAGUGCAAUUUUUCUUUUAAGCUUCAACACAGCUGGCUUUUUUGGCACAGCAAAUUAUGUAGAAUAUAUAUAUUUAUGAAACAGUCCUGAUUGUUCACAGAGUAAUCUGUAUAAUGAAGACAUGAAGAUACUACUUCUAAUUUCAUGCCUCAGUUACUUUGAUUUGGCUAUUGAGUUUUUAUAAAUUCCAAUUUGUUUUCAAAACAUGUAUAUACUGUGUAUUUUGUAUCUAUGGCUUGUGUGUAGCAUAAAUACUCCUUGGUUAAGGGUGUAUAUUGGGUUUUUAAAAAUUGAAAAUAAAAGAAUUUGAAAUCUUCAUUUACUAUCUCUGACCAAAGGAGCAAGAUAUUUACUGUGUGACAUAAUUAAUUAAAAUGCAUAUUUAGAGAGUCAAAAUUAUUUUACUUGAAGGUAUAAAUUUACAGAGAAACGGGUGAACACCUUUUUCAGCUGUAGUGGUGGCUUAAUGUUGGAGAAAAAAAGAUGAUCUAUCAAAUUUUUGUGAUCUUUAAACUAUGUUAUUUUAUGAUGACAAAAUAAAAAUAAUGCUUCCCUAA
This is a messenger RNA of Colius striatus (speckled mousebird), 1767 nucleotides long. RefSeq names its product Yip1 domain family member 4 (gene YIPF4). NCBI's taxonomy places the organism in Eukaryota, Metazoa, Chordata, Aves, Coliiformes, Coliidae. The record is from RefSeq and is a predicted model, not a curated record. Gene Ontology annotation, biological process: vesicle fusion with Golgi apparatus; endoplasmic reticulum to Golgi vesicle-mediated transport. The coding region runs from base 119 to 859 and encodes 246 amino acids. The transcript has 6 exons. Gene Ontology annotation, cellular component: trans-Golgi network; membrane.